Messenger RNA from Eruca vesicaria subsp. sativa (arugula), 2406 nucleotides. NCBI's taxonomy places the organism in Eukaryota, Viridiplantae, Streptophyta, Magnoliopsida, Brassicales, Brassicaceae. The record is from the annotation of a GenBank genome assembly.
AUGGUGGCAACGUUGAAGCAAGAGGGUCGAGAUAUGAGCGUCGGUGGUGGUGGCUCAAUGGCGGAGGAGGGCGAGUUGUUUGUGGCAGUAGCCGUGAAAGGUAUUAUCGGAGAUAAAUUGGGCGGCGCAGGAAGCCGGCGUGCCGUACGGUGGGCCGUCGAUAAUUUAUUACCUAAGGCUGGUCGGUUUGUGAUGAUCCACAUCAUCCCCUCCAUUACCACCAUCCCUACCCCUACCGGAAAGAGAUUACCGGUGGAGGAAGUGGAUGAGAGAUUGGUGGAAAUGUAUGUGAGAGACGUGAAACAAGAAUUUGAAACCGUCUUUGUUCCCUUCUUGAAAAUGUGCGAGAGUAGUAGUAGUACCAAGGUAGAGACUCUCUUGAUAGAGUUUGAUGAUCCAGCAAAGGCCCUACUACGAUUCAUAUACAAAUCAGGAAUUGACAGUUUGGUUAUGGGAUCAUUCAAUUCCAAUAUUUUCACAAGGAGAAUAAAAGGUCCAGGAGUACCAUUGACUGUCUUAAAAUACGCUCCAGCAACAUGUGAAGUACAUAUUGUGUAUAAAGACAGAAUCACUACAAAACCUAUGGAGCCAUUAAUCAACGCAGUGCCGUGCAUAAGUCUAAAAGCAGCCAUGACCACCCACGGUUACCUGAAAGGAGUGGCUAGAUUCCACACUGUACAUGGUCCAACGUUAUCUGAUCGUCGAGAAUCUAUAGAGGUAGGGACGAGGUCAGCCACGACUAGUGAGUCGAGAUUAGGGGCAUUAAGCCUAGGUUAUAGUCAACCCAAAAGGCCUCAAAUUAGUAAGGUUGCAAGUGCAAUAGAUCCAAAAAUUGUAAGGCGUCGUGGAAAAUCAGAUAUUCCCCAUCUAAAUUACUCAGAUUUUGAUAUAACAACCGAACCCCAAUCGAGUCUUGACAACAUCAUUCGACAAGAAAGAGGCUCUGAUUCGGAAACAUCUGGAAAAUCCAAGGAGGUUGAGAUUGAAGCAGAGGUCGAGCAUUUGAAGAAGGAGUUAGAAAAUACGGUUGUUAAGUAUAAACAAGCUUGUCAAGAGCUUUUCUCCACACAUAACAAGGUUCAAGUGUUGUUGUCAGAAUGUACGAAAGACGCUAGAAGAGUAAACAAUGCUGUGGAGAAAGAAGAGUUGCAGAGGAAAAUCGCGGCUCUGGAGAAAGAGAGGCAUAUGAAGGAAGUUAAAGAGGUAGAAGCUGCAAAAGAUUUGCUUGCGAGAGAAUUUUGUGAACGACAAAUGGUAGAGACAAAUGCUUUAAAGACUUACUUGGAAGAAAAGAAAGUGACCGAUCAGCACCUAGAAACGGAUCAACAGUACAGGAAAUAUACAAUCGGAGAGAUUGUUACAGCCACUGAUGGAUUCUCACCAGAAAAAGCGAUCGGAGAAGGAGGAUAUGGUAAACUUUACCACUGUAGCCUUGAUAGUACACCGGCGGCUGUCAAGGUUCUCCGACUAGAUACGUCAGAAAAGAAACAAGAGUUCUUGAAAAAGGUUGAGGUUCUUAGUCAACUCCGACACCCACAUGUGGUUCUUCUCCUAGGAGCUUGUCCAGAGAAUGGUUGUCUGGUUUACGAGUAUUUGGAAAACGGAAGCCUUCAAGAAUAUAUAUUUCACCAGAAAAAUAAACCGCCUUUGCCUUGGUUUAUCCGGUUUAGAGUAAUUUUCGAGGUAGCUUGCGGUUUAGCCUUCUUACACAGCUCUAAACCGGAACCAAUUAUUCACGGCGAUAUAAAACCGGAAAACAUCCUGUUAAACCGGAACCAUGUGAGCAAAAUCGCAUAUGUCGGUCUAGCGAAGCUGGUUACGAAUGAUGUUACGAUGUAUAAGCACUACAUUGACCCGGAGUACCAUCGAACUGGAACGAUGAGACCCGAAUCGGAUCUUUACGCUUUCGGGAUAACCAUUCUUCAGCUGUUGACGGCUCGUGAGGCGGGCGGGCUUGUACACGCAGUCAAAAAUGCAAUAACGAAAGGAACGUUAACCGAAAUUCUAGACAAAUCAGUUAUUGACUGGCCUUUGGAGGAAACUGAGGAAUUAGCAAUGACCGGUUUAAAAUGUGCAGAAUUUUGGUGGCGAGAUAGACCGGAUCUUAAAGAAGAGGUUAUACCGGUUUUGAAACGGCUUGUAGAAACUGCAAAUUCAAAGAUAAAGAAAGAACAAAGCAAUUUGUGUGCACCAAGUCAUUAUUUCUGUCCCCUUUUACGAAAGAUAAUGGAGGAACCACAGAUUGCAGCUGAUGGAUUCACGUACGAGAAAAGAGCGAUCUUAGCGUGGCUUGAGACACAUAACAUUUCGCCGGUGACUAGACAAAAGCUAGACCACUUCAAGUUAACACCGAACAAUACACUCCGGUCUGCGAUCCACGAUUGGAAAUCAAGAGCGGUUUUCUGA